ACAAGCACAUUAGGCUUUUGUGGUAGAAUUCACUACUUGUCACCAUUUUUUGAUUUUCUUUAGUAGCAUUUUGAUUAGUUAUUGUGUAGGUGCAAUUCUAAACAAGCAAUUGUCUCCUACAUGUUCAUUUGAGAGCAUAAAGCAGACAGUGGAAUUGACCUCCAUCCCACAAAUCUCAUGGAGCAAGAUGUCUAGAAGCAAGCUCUUAAGAAGUUUGGAAAAUGACUUAGAAUUAGUUUAUGUGGCUCACUCAUGCUUGUCCUGGGAAGCACUCCAUUACCAAUACCAAAAGGUUAGGGCUGUAAUUGCAUGCUCUGCUUCUCAAAAUGCUGCCUUUUGCGAUAACGUUGCAGGGAGAUUCCAGAAGUUUCAAAUACUUUUAGAGAGAUUUAUGGAAGAUGAGACGUGCGAGGGCAAGAAGAGGUAUUGGAAUUAUGUUCAAAGAAGAUCAUCUCUGAGGGGUUUACUUCAAGUUCCUCAGGUUUCAGGUUAUAUGGAGGAAGGAGAAGAUGAAACUAAGGGAGAGGUCUCCAUGAGGGCAACAGAAGUGUUGAAGGGCAUAGAGAAAUGCAUAAAGACUUUCUGGAUAUUUGUAAAGACAGACAGGAAGAAACCUUGGUGGAAAAUCAUGAGGGGUUUCUUAUGGACUUGUCCACCAUUGGAAGACCCUAGAGACUUGGAACUCCUAUCAGAUCUCACAAAGACACUCCAAAAGAAGGAGCUAUGGCUAAAGGACUUGCAAGGGAAGAAGAGGUGUAGGUUGAAAAGAAUAGUAAAACCUAUGGAAGAAUCUCAAAAGAAGGAAAUUUUAUUUACUAUGAUAGACAUAAAGUUGAUAGCAAGGGUGCUCAAAAUGUCUAUGAUUUCCACUGCUCAACUCAAAUGGUGCCAAGAGAAGCUCAAUAAUAUAGAGUUCAAAGAAGGAAAAGUUACAAGGACAUGUACAUGUUCUCUGUUUCCAUCUUCUUAAUAUUUGUCUGGUAAUAAAAUUUGUGGCGUUUAAUUAUGAGUUGAAGCAAUUUUAGUUAUGAGCUUUUUUAUGAUGUGUAUAUACAUAUAUAUAUUAUAAAUCAAGCUGAUCUUAGUUAUGUUAUGAAUGAAA
Molecule: messenger RNA, 1102 nt
Organism: Camellia sinensis
Lineage: Eukaryota; Viridiplantae; Streptophyta; Magnoliopsida; Ericales; Theaceae
Source: RefSeq, a predicted model, not a curated record